Epinephelus fuscoguttatus (brown-marbled grouper) is the source of this 10130-nucleotide messenger RNA. RefSeq names its product phosphatase and tensin homolog B (gene ptenb). Gene Ontology annotation, molecular function: phosphatidylinositol-3,4,5-trisphosphate 3-phosphatase activity; protein tyrosine phosphatase activity; inositol-1,3,4,5-tetrakisphosphate 3-phosphatase activity. Bases 635 to 1897 code for a protein of 420 amino acids. The transcript has 9 exons. Gene Ontology annotation, cellular component: cell projection; nucleus; plasma membrane. The record is from RefSeq and is a predicted model, not a curated record. Gene Ontology annotation, biological process: regulation of phosphatidylinositol 3-kinase/protein kinase B signal transduction; protein dephosphorylation; negative regulation of cell population proliferation. NCBI's taxonomy places the organism in Eukaryota, Metazoa, Chordata, Actinopteri, Perciformes, Serranidae.
CGGAUGUGUCUCUUGUCUCUACCUUGUCUCCGUGUCCGUCUCUUGUCUCUUUCUCCGCAUCGGAGAGAUUUUCUCUCCGCCGAUUCGCGUCCAAUCACGGCGGCUCUGCUGCACACCGAGGCCGGGAACAGUCCAACUGGAUCCAUCCGCCGUCCGGAGGUCUGGAGCUCAGCCGAGGAUACAGCCGCGGAUGGUUGUGUCUCCAGGCGGGGGACCUGGCAGCCCGGGCCCGCAGCGGGAGCAGGGAGGAGGCCCCGACGCCCCCUUGUUCUGACCCAGAAAACAGCACCGACAGCCGGCCUGCCUGUCAACUAGAAGGCCGGUUAGCUGCUGGCCUCUCCGGAGCUCGCAGGGAGGCUCCCGGGGAGCACCGUUAACGGGAUCGUUUGCAUCCCACCGGACUUAUUUUGGUUCUAAUUACCGAUCACACGGAUCCAUCCGCACUGACGGAUUUUAACAGCGACCUUCUGGAAACCCGGGAGCUGGCGGCUAGCUAGCUUCAGGCUAGCUGUCCCAGUUAGCUUCUCUCCCCGGUAACCAGACAGCGGAGGCUCCGGAGCGGGGAACGGAGGAGCACCGUCGGUCUCCAAGUACCAUCUCAUCGUUUCUACGGACCUCACCGGAGACACCGAUCAUGGCUGCUGCCUUAAUCAAGGAGAUCGUGAGCAGAAAUAAAAGACGCUACCAGGAGGACGGCUUCGACCUGGACCUGACCUAUAUUUAUCCGAACAUCAUAGCGAUGGGUUUCCCCGCCGAGCGUCUGGAGGGAGUAUACAGGAACAACAUCGACGACGUCGUGCGGUUUUUGGACUCAAAACACAAGAAUCACUACAAGAUCUACAAUCUAUGUGCAGAGCGUCAUUACGACACGUCAAAGUUCAACUGUCGAGUUGCUCAGUACCCGUUCGAGGACCACAACCCGCCCCAGCUGGAGCUGAUCAAGCCGUUCUGCGAGGACCUGGAUCAGUGGCUCAGCGAAGACGAGCAGCACGUCGCCGCCAUCCACUGCAAGGCGGGAAAAGGUCGCACCGGCGUCAUGAUCUGCGCCUACCUGCUGCACCGAGGCAAGUUCCAGGAGGCUCAGGAAGCCCUGGACUUCUAUGGGGAGGUCCGCACCCGCGACAAGAAGGGCGUGACCAUCCCCAGUCAGCGGCGUUACGUCAUCUACUACAGCUUCCUGCUGAGGAACCAGCUGCUGUACAAACCUGUCGCCCUGCUCUUCCACAAGAUGCUUUUUGAAACCAUCCCCAUGUUCACCGGAGGCACCUGCAAUCCUCAGUUUGUGGUGUACCAGCUGAAGGUGAAGAUCCACACCUCGAACCCUGCCCACACCCGACGGGAAGACAAACUGAUGCUGUUCGAGUUCCCGCAGCCACUUCCUGUCUGCGGAGACAUCAAGGUGGAGUUCUUCCACAAGCAGAACAAGAUGAUGAAGAAGGAAAAGAUGUUCCACUUCUGGGUCAACACGUUUUUCAUACCGGGGCCGGAGGAGAACCUUGUCAAACUGGAGAACGGCAGUGCCGGGACGCCGAGGGAACCGGCCGACAGAAUGCAGCAGAAUCCGGGGAUGAUGAUGAUGACGACUACGACGAUGAUGAUGGGAGGAGAAACCAACGACAGAGACUUCCUGGUUCUCACUCUGACCAAGAAUGACCUAGACAAGGCCAACAAAGACAAGGCCAACAGGAACUUCUCCCCGAACUUCAAGGUGAAACUGUAUUUUACCAAGACGGUAGAGGAAGGAGCGAACUGUGACGCCAGCAGCACGUCGGCCUCGGUGACGCCGGACGUCAGCGACAAUGAACCGGAUCACUACCGCUACUCGGACACAACGGACUCGGACCCGGAGAACGAGCCGUUUGAAGAUGACCAUCACAAUCAGAUCACAAAAGUCUGACACACACACACACAUACACACACUGUCUCACACACACACAUACAGAUAUAUAUGUGUAUAUAUAUAUAUUCAGUAUGUUUACACACUCAUGAGCCCGUUACUGAGACUAGCGUGUUGUUAGCUAACGGGAUGAUGUAACCAAUGGACCAUGGCUGAUCUGUGGGACUCACAGAGCUCAGAUCAGUUUAUAAGACCCCACCCCCCCACCCACCCCACCCCCCAUCUUCUGCUCAAUGCACAGCUGGACAAUCACAUGGUGAGGAGGGCGGGGAUUAACGUGUGGGCGGGGCCAGGCCGGGCAAACGCACGGCGAAUGGACAAUGAGACAGAUGAAUGGACAGACAGGAGAUUUUAAAAAAUAAAAGAGUAAAACUUGAAUAUAAACAAACUGAAAGACAAGUAGACUUCUUUAGUGACUACACCAAGAUGUUUGUUGGAUAAAUACCCACAACCCCUGUGUGUCCUUCCUUCCUUUCUUCCUUCCUGACCGGUUGUAGGAAACUUUAUACCGACCAAUUUUAUUUUUCCAUUUCUUCAAUCUUCAAUUGUGUUAAGCUGUUUCUGAGAGCUGACACUUCUCUCUGUGUGUGCACGUCCAAAUUUUCAGCCCAAAUUUACAAACCUUACUUUUUUUUUUUUUUGAACUUGUCUUAGACGUCGCAGGUUUCUGAAGGCCAGUGAUGAUAUCUGCAGAUUUCAGCUAAAUUAUAUCUGCACUUAAAAUCAGGAAGUCAUUAUGUUGCAGAGUUUCUCGUCACGUUUAACUGGGACUGAAAUUUGGACACUGAGGGACACUAACUAUGAAACCAGAUUAAUGAUGACUAUAAAGAACCAUCACACCUACACUUCAGGUGGGGCUGCUGUGACAGUGUUCAGACCGGUUUGAUGUUCAGCCAAUCACCAGAUCAGACAAGUAUACUAAAUUUUACCACCAGGUGUCACACUUAACUCAGCAGGUGCUCCUGAACUGAGCAAACAGAAAACUGGUGUCUGACGACUGUGCCGCACCACGUAACGUCUGUCUACACCUAAAUAUGAUCUGCUGUUACAUCACGUAAACAAACCACGUAGCUCUCAGCUGUUAGCUGGAGGUCAAACUGGGGACUACUGACACAGUAUGAGUUGGACUGAGUGCUGUGACAUGGUCGGCGCAGGUUGGUGAUGUAGGCGACUUUUUAAAUUGCCAAAUUGUGUCCAACGGGUUUAAUGUCGUACACCGGACCAGACUGGACCAGCAGAAUCAGAAAUCAACCCAACUCUAGUGCCACUUGAAGAAGGUGAGCCAGUUGUAGGUUCAGAUUUUUGUCCUGACAGAUUAUUGUAGGUUCUUGUACAUCAAAACAGAACCCUGGUCUUCAAAAGAAGAACAGACUAAACUGGACAGUGGUGAGUCGGUUUGGAUCAGUAUCACUUCAGACUUAUCCAGAAUAAUCUGAUCCAGUUUGGACCAGUUAGUCUGAGCUGGUGUGAGCCAGUUUGAGCUGUUUCAGACCGGUCUGAGUUCGUCAGCAGUCUAACUUUGGGCUAAAACUGAAUUACAGAGUUCUUUUAUCUGUGAAGAGUUUUUACACUUCUUUGAUUUUUUUUUUUGUGUUGUUGACAUUGGAAACUACCAAAGACCUUCUGAGCCCUCCAGACUUACUGUUCCUAGUCCUGAGUCCUGUUUGGACCGAGCUGGACCAGUCUCACUGCUGGUCUUUAGCAGGUUUUGGUCAGGACUGGCUUUGGGACGAGCAGCACACAGAGAGAAGUGACAGUCUGAGGAAGACAAUGAAGAAGAGAAACUUCACAAUCUGCUGCAACUCUGUCAAUCAUCUACUGUCGAGAACACAAACAGUACAAACCUACUGUGAACAAAUGCUUUUCUGUCUGUCCGUCUUCAGUUUCUCUUCAGCUCUUCAAUCAGCUCCUACACCUACAGAAAUGUAUUUUUGUUAUACUCUGACUUAUAUCCAACAUUAAGCUAAACAAUAGACAAGCUACACACAGUGUAACCAUUCCUUGAGCUAUGUAGGCUAACGCACCCCGACACAAGCUACAGCAGAAACCUUCAACUCCAGAGCGCUUGGUUUGAUGUGCCUGGGAUGCCAGGCGGGUGGGGUUUGCACUUUAUAAAGGACAGUUUACUGAAUGUUGAUGCAAAUUUCCAGGCAAGCUCAGUCCAUCCAACAAAGCCUGUCUGGCUCCUGUCGUACUGAUUAGAUCGAGUCCUUUUUAUAAAGUUGCCAUCUUUGAAGUUUGAGCUCAGAGUUUCUCAGCCUUGGGGUCAGGACCCAACGUGGGUUUGCAGUUGAUGUUUCAUGGAUAAAGAUCAGGUACAGAUCACUGUCCUCAAGAGUAUUUUGGGAUCAUGAGCCAGAUGAUGUUGAGGAACCCUUUCUACCAAGGUGAAAGAAGUUUGUUUGAGCGUUUCAUUAACUCAUCAGCUGCUGACCAAUCAGCUUCCAGCAGGUUUCGUGACCUCAGUCGGUCUUGAGAGUCAGGAGGUUCAGCCUCUGCUUGUCUUUGGUUUCUGACAUUUCAAAAAAAAAGGUUGUUGCUCUGUAACUAGUAUAGCUCUGUCCAUAGACUAUUAAUCGUUGUACUCGACACUACUUCUUGGAGACAUUUAAGCACUCACAUUCUUGCAAACUGAACCUUUAACACCAGGGAUGACAGGAUCACAUUAGCAUUACAGCAGGUUCAGGGCUAUUCUGUCUGGAUUUUACAGAAAUAAAUGAACAUUAGGGAUGCUCCGAUUCGUCUUUUAGAUUCAUAGACUUCAUUAGAGCAUUAGACAUCAAAGGAAACAGGAACUAAUCACCAACUGGUUCCUGUUUUUUGGGCUCUUACUGAAUGUAGGGGCUUAAAUUCUCGUGCAACAAGCUAAAAGAGAAAUUUAAAACCUCCUCUAAAUGUAAACAGACUUUUGGAUGAUUAUUCUGUGGAUGUACCUUCUUAUGUCUGCAAAGGAAGCUUCCUCUGCCCCUGCUAGUGUUUAUACUGCAAAAAUUACCUUUAUUGGACUUAAAAUGGCAGCGACGUCUGAUUGCUGUGCAGUCGAGAACAGGCCAUGAGAGCACUAUUUUAAGUAUUUAAAGUAAUUUCUAUUAAAAAACAGUCACUUUGCCCAGAUUUCAUCUGAUUGAACGGAGCAUCCUUCAUGAUCUAAAGGAACAUCUGCCUUCAGAUCGAGUGUGGGUAGAAGUUUUAGUUCUGAUGUCUAAUUUUCCGUCCUAACAUUUGGUGCUACUACCGAUCAUUGGCUCUGCGUUCGUCCUUACUGAUUGUUCAUCACAGGUGUCGUAUCAAGAGUCUGGGUUGGGUCUUAAAGUUCAUGAUGUCGACCCUGCGGGCCUUACCAAGAGCCUGGUCACACAGGACGUACUUGAAAAUAAGAAAUCCUCAGCCAUUAUUCCGAGAAGCUGCAGAGGCAGAAGCACUGAUACUGUCAUGUGACUCUCAAGGAGAUGGUUCAAUAGAAGGCAGUUCCCAAGCUGACAUUCUAUCUCGACAUUAUAACAGAACCUGAACUCAAGGGGUCAAAGGCACACAGCAGCACACUGAAAGGCCAAUCACGGUAAUAUCAAGCACGACUGGUUACAAUCUUGAUGUCCCAAAUGUGUCAGAGAACAGGGCUGAUCCUGACAGAGCAGGGACGAAGAAGUUUAUCAGGGACUCAUACGAGACUGAUCCCGGCAUCCAGAGGACACUUGGCCAUUCUUAGUCCUGACCACAGACUGUGUAUAAAGAUGGACAACAUGACAGCUCACCAAAAGUGAAGCCUAAACAUUUACAUUGCCCCCUGGUGGCUGGCUGCAGUACAGGUCAUAAACCCCGCCCCCUUCAUGUUAGUAGAUGGGACAUGAGCAGGAAACUUUGUUACCACGGAAUUUGCUACUGCGCAGACUCUGGCUCCAAAUGACAUCACCAGAACGAAAUGGCAGCGACCGUAUCCAGAAUAUUUUAACUUGAGUUCUGUACAGUGGGAGGAGGUGGGGACGCAUCAUCCAUCUUAAUAAACAGUCUGUGGUCCCGACACUCCAAGUUUGAAGCUGUUUACUGAGCCUCUCUUGGUGAAGGUGAAACACGCUGAACAGGAAUGACAAUCACAAACUAGUAAUCUGAUGUCCAUCUUUAUCGCAGAGCUAAAGGAGAAAGACCCAGUUCAUUAAUCAUCUGAUUGGAAAGCGAAGAAAUUCCCCCAAAGACGUAGCCGUUUUUCUGUUCCUUUAUUUCCUCGCAGUGAGGUGUACUGGGCAGAUAAAGUACGUUGGUCCCAGACCUCUUAACUGAUGACCAAAAACAACCAAGUCAAUCACAUCUUUGUAGGCAGGGUUAAGAGGGGAACACCAUCUUCCAGAGCCAGAAAAACAUCCACAAAAAUAAUAAAAAGUGUAGAUAUGAUGUUCAUAGCUGGAGGGGUCAUUGUUAGUUGACUUCCCCUCUGUGCCGAAGGAAGAGAAACAAAACUGACUUUCUGGUCAACAGAUCAUAAAACCUUGGAUCCCAAAAAAAAGGACUCCAAACUCCUUGAAGUCGUUGGAUCAAGUAGAAAAAGGUGCCUGCCACUGAUGACGUUGUGUCCUGUGUGAUCAUGUCUUGGGGGCUAUUAGCACUGCAGCUCAAUUAAAGCCUCUCGUAGCCUCGUGCUCUCAGAAGACCGGUGCUUCUGAACAGCCACCGUCAGUCCUACAUGUCAUCUCGUUGGGUUUAAGGUGCUAAGCUAAGCUAGCCAGGGCUGAUGCUGAGCCUGUUGUCCAUCUUUGGUGCUCUCUACCAGCCACGAGUGUUCGUGUCUUGAUCUGUGACGCCGAGCAGCUCUGUCGUCAGUGUGGCGAUCUAUCCACAGGCUCUGUUUGUGUAUUUUACAACAACAACACACUUCCUGUCCUGACUCCUGUUAGGUGCUGUUAAGCCUGGCCUCACUUCCUGUCAGCACCCCGUUCAAGCAUGACUGCUGUGUAGAUUUGUUCAGUGGAGAGGCUUAAAACCUGAAUGCGGUCACGCAGAAAACACAACACACUACUGCAAACUGGUGUGGACUCCUAAACUCAACCAGCAAACCUGGAUUACAUCGUCCACGAGAACCUUGCAACUAAAGCAGUGACCAUUAAUUCCAGUUGUUUCAGGAGGCUGUUGGAGACACUCAUCUCUUGCUGCAGAUUUUCUUUAAAACGUGUUGGCAUGUGGCUCGAAUGAGACUGAUCACAAAUCUGGUUCUAUGAAGGUGUGUGUACAUGUGUCGCGGGAAACUUUAGAAUGCUGAGGAGUCGAUGCCCAGGCCUCCCAAAUCUCAGCAACACAUUGUGCGUCCCUUUGCGUCAAAUAAGCUUAUGGGUUGGUACAACUUGUUGCUGGGAGGCGGGUUUGAAAUGAAAAAGAAAAAAUACGCAAGUAAAUAAAAGCACAAAGCCACACUAACGUCUCCAAACACCCAAGUUUUCAUGUGCCAGCCGCAAUCCUUAACGUGUUCCCCAACAACACCAACAGCCUGUUUGAAAUGACAACAGGCAUCUGUCUCUUUAUGACCUUCAACUCUUAACAAAAGCAGGACGAAGUAUAUGUUGUAGUACUUCCUGUUGAACACUGCACAUACCAGUGUGCAAUGAACGGGUUUCGGGUAUUUGAGGCCAGGCUGGUGCUGUCCACGUCUCUGACUGCUUCAGGUGCUCGGUAUCUUUUCCUUUUGACCAUUUUACAGUUGUUUCACGGACGACACAUUCUAGUCCAGCAGAGUCGAGUCCGUGUGGUAGACUCGUACAGACCCAGUGUUGACUUUCUCCUUGUCUCGAGUUUUACGAAGACAUUUGGUGAAGCUGUCCCCACCCUCCUCCAACCCUCUCUGGUCUGUUCUGACAGAUGUUCAGGGUUCCUGCACUGUUCCAGAAAGUCCCAGAGACAUCUUUGAGAAGUGACACCUGAACAUGAACCCUCAGAUGUCACUGAGUUCAGUGUUUCAGAUCAGCAGCUCUACGUUUGGUGUUAACAGUGGAGUCGGCCGUGUUUCCAAUGAAGCCGAUGACGUUAGAAUCUGGACUCUGAAGGAACCCUGAACUCUGGAUAAACUUGUAACCUUCAGCAGCUGCAGUGAACCAUUUUACAGAUGACAGUCAAACUCCAGUGAUCCCUUCAGAGCUUAUUUGUUGUGUCUGUUUUUGCCGACCGGACAACACUUCGACUCUUUUCUGUUUACAUCAUCAAACCUGCCAAAACGAAGCUCAGACUCUAAUUUCUUUUUAAGGUUUUGAUUGUUUGCUGGCUAAUUUGGAGGUGACACGGUAAACACGGCCGAUGUUCAUGUUCUUUCUACUUUCUGCCUUAAGAUGCGUCACAUGAGUUCCCGUUCAACAAACACUGCCCUGCACUCAGACUCAUCUGAUAGUGUCAUAUUGUGCAAACCCUCUGCAUCAGUGUUUGUAUUGGCUGAACCUGUGACUCCGCCGGAGACGGAUGAAAGUCGCACCAAACAGGUCAUCAUUUGGUUUUUAUCGAGGUGAAUGAGAGGCGGUGUUUGUAGGAUGGGGCGUCAUGUGACAGCACCUUUACUUCAGCAACAGUUUCCUGCUCCUCUGUGGUUCGUUAGUUUCUCAAACCGCCACAUUUCUGUAAACAGGAAACAGUUCAAUCCCAGGUGGAUCUUUGUCAGGUAAUGUUUAAAAUCCAUACCCACAGGCUUUAAGAUGAGGGGCAUGGCUACACAACAACCUGAACAUUUCAAAAUGGUUAAAAAGUGACUGCUCACUCACUCCCCCCACUCGUUACUCUUUGUUGCCGCAGAGUAUUAGAACAACUGGUCCUUCAUUUCAGACAGAAGUAGAAUAAAUUAUUUCAUUUCAGCUCAGUUCUGUUGUCACUGUCACACUAGCUAAUUAAGCUAACGUUACUUCCAUGCAUUGGUUGAAAACUCGCUCUCCAACUGACAUUUUCAUUUUUCAUGACUGAUUUGUUUUACAUACAAAAACCCUGUAAAAACGUAAAAACUGACUGAGGCUAAAGCUAACAGGUUCCAGCACACGAUAUAAUGCUAAAAGACUAAGGCUAAAGCUAACAAGACAGGACGUGAUGCUAACAGAUUGAGGCUAAAGCUAACAAGACAGGAUAUGAUGCUAACAGAUUGAGGCUUAAGCUAACAAGACAGGAUAUGAUGCUAAUUGAUGGAGACUAAAGCUAACCUCGACUAGAUGCUGAGAUAUGAUUGGAUAGUCCCAGUUGGUGGGAGGUGUUUAGAGAAUGAAAACUUUAUUCAGACUGCGUCCCGUUGACAGGUUUGACCUGAUAAAGAUCCGACUGGGAAAUCCAAACACUGUGUUUAACUUCCUGUCUACACGAAUAAAGCUAUUUUUGAAAACCGCUCUUCUCCUCCACGUUUUGACCUCUCGUCCACACAAAUGCAAAUUCUGGAAAACACCUCGUACGGUGCAGAUCUGUCUAAACUUCUGCUAUUGUGUAUCUGAUUGGAGCAUUUGGGAAACUAUGUCAUCUUCCCAGUUUGCACAUGGCCAUUGUUGCUUUGUGCAAUGAGCAUACGCCAAAAACAACAGCAGCAGCAGCAGGCUAACAGCUUGUUUAUUUUGUUAGCACUGCUUCGGUCUAAUGAUGACGUUACAUCAACCCGCUGUGCUGCUGCACCACUUCAAAGACGAGUUGAGUGGUCUGCGGCGCCCAACGUUACCUGGUCGACCUCAGCAUCUGCGGCCUGAAGUCGUCCAUAAAAAACAUUUUGGGAUCAUUCUUUGGUGUUUGACACUUUGUCGAGGCAGCUUUUACCAACACCUAGUGGCCGGGUGAGUGUUUUGAGUCGUUCUGGUGUGGACGGAGACAUUUUGUAAAAACCAAGGUAGUUUUUAAAAAUAUCAGUUUAUGUGUAGACCGGACCUGAACAGGUAAACAGGUGUUUGUGGAGUGAUGUCAAAGUUUCAGACUGGACUCUGUGACAGACGUGGUUUCGUAAACGUCCCUGAUCAUCAGAAACUGUCGGAGCAGGAUGUCGUCGUUCAGUUUCAUGUUUCAGUUUCAGCGGACACAACUUUUCUGUUCAUGAUGAUUGUCUUGUUCUUAUUUUUUUGUUUGUUGUUGACAAAAUCAAAACCAAACAAACAAACAGAAAACCCUUGGUAACCACCGGCCUGAAGACAUUUCAUGUUAAACUGAACCCCCCCCCUCCCCUUCCACACACACACACACACACACACACACAUACAUACACACACACACACACGUUUUACUCUGUCCCUCCUGAUUUUAUAAUGAA